Molecule: messenger RNA, 255 nt
Organism: Fusarium venenatum
Lineage: Eukaryota; Fungi; Ascomycota; Sordariomycetes; Hypocreales; Nectriaceae
Source: RefSeq, a predicted model, not a curated record
AUGACCUAUGCCAAUCGCGAUCGCGCCCUAGACCAAAUCCUCCUUUACCGAGAUCGACAAUACUUGUCGGGGUUCUGGCUCGUAGCCGAAGUUUCUCUUACCUAUUCACGCCGGCUCCACAGAUUGUAUCUUUACGACUUGACUGAGACGCAGAGCACUGAUGCUGAUGACAACAAAUCCGAACGUUACACAAACAUCCAAAGUUUUUGCAUCUGUAUCUAUCGAAUUAUGGGAGGGGCAAAAUACCACACCUGA